This is a messenger RNA of Halichondria panicea, 1737 nucleotides long. RefSeq names its product Y+L amino acid transporter 2-like. The coding region runs from base 1 to 1650 and encodes 549 amino acids. NCBI's taxonomy places the organism in Eukaryota, Metazoa, Porifera, Demospongiae, Suberitida, Halichondriidae. Gene Ontology annotation, biological process: amino acid transmembrane transport. Gene Ontology annotation, cellular component: membrane. Gene Ontology annotation, molecular function: L-amino acid transmembrane transporter activity. The transcript is spliced from 10 exons. The record is from RefSeq and is a predicted model, not a curated record.
AUGUGGCCCAUACUAGCUAUAAAUGUGGCCUGUGUUUUUUUAUUAAACAAAAGCUGGAUCAAAGCAGAAUCAUAUCGAUAUUCAACAAUUAUGGAACAAUCUGGUGUAUUAAGCUCAAACAUUGAGGGUGAGGUAAAAGAAAGUAAACACGGCACACAUGAACAUCCUAAACGUAUCGGCAAACCGACAGUCACCCUAAGGAAAGAGUUAGGUAUUGUCAGUGGUGUUGGACUGAUAUUUGGAAAUGUCAUUGGUUCAGGAAUCUUCAUUACUACAAGCAGUAUCCUGGGUUAUACCCAAUCAUUUGGGCUGACCCUGAUAGCAUGGGUAGUGGGGGGACUGAUAGCUUUGAUUGGAAGCCUGUGCUACUGCGAGCUUGGUACAAUGAUUCAGAAGUCUGGAAGUGAGUAUGCGUACAUACUGGAGGCCUAUUCAUUUAGGCGAAAGAAUAAAUAUUUGAGGACUGUUGGUGAAAUGCUAGCGUUUACAAAUGUGUGGUAUGAUUUUCUGGUUGGAAAUCCUGCUUCUUUGGCAAUACCGUUGCUGACGUUUGGAAACUAUCUCUGCCGUCCAUUUUUCAUUGGAUGCCCUGAACUUCCAGUUUUACCAGUGAAGCUAAUUGCUCUGGCAGCUCUCAUUAUGUCAACACUGGUGAACAUCUACAGUGUGAAGUGGGCCAAUAGAGUGUCUAACUGGCUCUCUUUUCUCAAGUUUAUCUCUCUGGCUUUUAUUGUUGUGUUAGGAAUCUAUCACAUUAUUGCCAACAGAUGCUUCUCUUCUGAUGCCAGCUCACCAUUUAAUGGAGCAACUAAAGACAUAAGCAGCAUUGCCCUUGCUCUAUAUGGUGUCAUGUAUGCUUACGAUGGAUGGGAUGCUUUGAAUAUGAUGCAAGAAGAAGUAAAAGACAUUGAAAGAGUACUACCGCGUGCAAUUCUUAUUGCUAUCCCACUGGUAGUUCUCUCAUAUGUUGCUGUUAAUGUGGCAUUCUUUGCUGUGCUCAGCUAUGAGGAAAUUGAGAGUUCAGAAGCUGUUGGAUUGGUGUUUGCAAAUGCAGUAAUUGGAAAUGCAGGAUUGAUAAUCGUUCCUUUCAUGGUUGCUUUAGCUACCUUCAGUUCUGCACAUGUGUCUCUCUUGUCUCAAUCUAGGAAGCUGUUUGUAUCUUCAAGAGAUGGAAUAAUGCCAGAAUGUCUAGCUGGAGUUCAUAUUACUCAUCGGACACCUAUUCCAGCAGUUUUGUGUGUGAGCAUCUUCUCAGCUAUACUAAUUUGCAUCGGAACCAUCGACCAGAUCAUUAAUGCAUUCGUUGCAACGGUUUGGUUUUUUUAUGGUCUGGCCAUUGUUGGAAUAUUUAUAAUGAGGCUUACAGAGCCAGAGAGAAAUCGACCUUUUAAGGUAUGGUUAAUCCUUCCCAUGUUCAUGGUGUUGGCCAUUGGUUUCUUAGUGGUUAUGCCACUUCUUCAAAAUGCUGUUCCUCAGUUGAUAGCCUUCGGAGCAACUUUCUUGGGAAUUCCAGUGUAUUUCGUUCUAGUAAUGGAAUCACCGUGGAAAAUACGACCGAAGAUAAUGGACAAAUUUUCAGGUUCUUUGACUGUCUUUGUGAACAGUCUGCUUGUAACGAAGUCUUCUCGAGUAAUAAAAAAAACCAUUUGAUAAUUUCAUAUAAUUAUUUUUGGUUGUUGGAUCACACUUUUACCAUGUUUAAAUCAUUAUUUUUUACCAUUAAUUUUUAUGAGUUGA